ACAAGCUCCCCCUGGCAUUCAGCGGAGGAUGAGCCGACUCACAUGAAGGUGAAAUAAGUCAGUUUUAAAGGUCAGAAUUUCAUGCGUAUAAUCUAUCAUCUAGACUGUUAAAUCUGCAUAAUUGCAGAUAGUCAAUUACAGCUUUGGGACAGAUAAAGAAAUUGCACUUGAAUUAAUAGACAUUUUGGAGAUUCCUUUCCUCAAGAUGAGUACAACUAUUGAUUUAACCACUGAAGAGAGCAACUAUAUGGAGCCUGUUGACAUGGACUUGACUUGGAAUGGUCCUGCUGUCACAACUUCAUCCCAGCAGGCUGAUGGUUGUCGUCCGUGUUUGAAGAAUGAAAUGCCAGGUGUUGCUGAGCAGCAGACCAUGAGAGUUUACCUCCGAGUCAGGCCCUUCUCAAGAGAGGAGCUCGCCGACAAUGAAGAUCAGGGUUGUGUGGUGAUCGAAAACAGCCAGGCAGUGACACUGAAUGCACCAAAGGGUUCUGCCACCAUGAAGAGCAGUGAGAAAGGCGUCGGCAUGUCACUCCACAAAUUCUCCUUCUCACAGAUUUUUGGACCAGAGAAGACGCAAUCUGAGCUAUUUGAGGAUACUGUCAAAAGCCAAAUGUAUGAUUUCUUGGAUGGGAAGAAUGCGCUGAUAUUCAGCUACGGUGUAACCAAUGCUGGGAAAACCUACACAAUCCAAGGAACUCCAAAAGAGCCGGGGAUACUCCCCCGAGUGCUGGACGCCACCUUUCACCACAUCGCAGGCCAUCAGUAUGAGGCUAUGGACCUGAAGCCAUACCUCAGGAAUGAUGCACAGUAUCUGGACCCUGACCAAGUCAAGCAGGAGAGAAGUGCUAAAGCUGCUAUUUUUGCUUCAGUCAAAGAAGACUGUGAUCCUCUCAGAGCCAGUGGUGGUGUAGAGUCGUUGUCCUCUUCCACCGCCUCCCUCUCAUCCUCUUCUUUGUCCCAGGAACAAACUGUGUUGGCAAGCAACCCAGCAGAAGCAGGCAGCAGCCAGUUUACACUAUGGGUGGCGUUCUUUGAAAUCUACAAUGAGUGCGUGUACGAUCUGCUUCAGUCUUCCCUGUGCACCAAGUCCAAGAAACGGGCUUCUCUGAGAGUGUGUGACGACGGUGCUGGAAACGCUUACGUCAAAGAUCUCAGGUGGAUCAACAUCCAGACCCUGGGUGAAGCCUGCAAACUCCUACAGUUUGGGAACAAAAACAGAAGCGCAGCAGCCACGAAGAUGAACCAGUCGUCGAGCAGAAGCCACAGCAUAUUUACAAUGAAGCUACUGAAGAUCGACGGCGGCGCAGUUAAAUGGGUCUCAGAGUUUUCCCUGUGUGACCUGGCUGGCUCGGAACGAUGCAACAAAACCAAGACGUUUGGAGAGAGGCUGAAGGAGGCAGGGAACAUAAACAACUCCCUGCUCAUUUUGGGGAAGUGCAUCACUGCCCUGCGCAACAAUCAGACUGACCGAAUGAAGAACAGCUACAUCCCUUUCAGAGAGAGUAAGCUCACCAAGCUCUUCCAGGCUGUUUUCUGCGGCAAAGGAAAAGCGUCGAUGAUCGUCAACAUUAACCAGUGUGCCUCCACCUACGACGAGACCCUCCAUGUCAUGAAAUUCUCCGCUGUUGCCAAACAGGUGGUGCAGGUGAUCCCGGACAAGCCUCUGGAAUCUCUGGCUCCCUGUUUGGUUGGCCGGGAUGGCAAACCCUUAUUGAGGAAUGGGGGGAUUGACAGCCAGGCGCUGGAGAGCUACCUGUCUGAGGAGGAGCUGCUGGAUGAGGAAGAAGAGGCUGACAUGUCUUUGCUGCCCCAGAAUGAACUCAUGAAUGUGAUUGAGAGUCUGCGAACAAAACUCCUGGCUGAGCGAAGAAAAAACCUGGUUCAGGAAAUGGAGAUUCGUAAGGAAAUGGGAGACGCAAUGUUACAGCAGAUCAUGGAGAGUGAAGAGCUGCGCAGUCGACAGAUAGAAGAGCUGAAGGAGAGCUACCAAGAGAAGAUGGAGAACACCUUUGAGAUGUACAAGGAUGCUAUCAAGGAGCACGCCUACCAGAGUGCCAUGAACAAUCUGGAAGAUGACUAUGUACCUCUGGAUGAGUUCAUUGCAGAACAAGAGAAAGUGGAGGCUCUGAAACGCAGAGUGUCAGAGUUGGAGACCUUAACAUCUAGAGGAGGAGAGUGUGCAGCUCCAGCAGUGAACCAGUCGUGCCAGACUCAACCAUGUAAAACGAUGGAAAAAGCAGCUGAUGAUCGUUUCAAAUGGAUUUACAAAGAAAAAUGCGCCAUAGAGAGGAUGUGUGAGGACAAACAACAGUUGAUUUUGUCCUUGGAGAAAAGGCUGAUGGAUCUCAGUGACACAUUGGAGAAGGUCAGAGAUGGCUUCAUGGAGAAAUCUGCUGAUCUGGAGGCUCUGCAGAUGAAGGCUGAUGAUCAGACAAAAUCUAUGGAGGAAAUCCUUCUGCAGAACAUUGAUAAGGACAGGGAGAUUGCCUCGCUAAAGGCAGAAGUUGCCACGCUCUCCCAGAAGUCCCCUGUGCAGCCCAAAGCCAAGCGAGGCCUGCUCGCCAACAUCAGGGAAGCGGUAACUUCUCCGCGGAAGUGUACGCCCUCCCGAACCCUCAGGAAAACUCUUAAGUCUACACCACGCUGAAAAUCCCAGAGACUUGGGGAGAGAGAGUUUGGGUUUUUAAAAGCUUAUCUUGGACAGUUUUUUUACUUGGGUUAAAAGUGAUAAAUUAUUUAUUUUAUUAGGUGUGUCUUGCUAUGUUUUUGGGUUAGGGUUUGUUUUUUAAUAAAAAUGGAACAGCUCAAACGUCUA
Acanthopagrus latus (yellowfin seabream) is the source of this 2815-nucleotide messenger RNA. RefSeq lists its product as uncharacterized. Gene Ontology annotation, biological process: microtubule-based movement. The coding region runs from base 206 to 2647 and encodes 813 amino acids. Gene Ontology annotation, cellular component: microtubule; kinesin complex; nucleus. Gene Ontology annotation, molecular function: microtubule binding; microtubule motor activity; ATP binding. The transcript is spliced from 18 exons. The record is from RefSeq and is a predicted model, not a curated record. Lineage: Eukaryota; Metazoa; Chordata; Actinopteri; Spariformes; Sparidae.